Asparagus officinalis (garden asparagus) is the source of this 1249-nucleotide messenger RNA. RefSeq names its product WAT1-related protein At5g64700-like. Gene Ontology annotation, cellular component: plasma membrane. The record is from RefSeq and is a predicted model, not a curated record. NCBI's taxonomy places the organism in Eukaryota, Viridiplantae, Streptophyta, Magnoliopsida, Asparagales, Asparagaceae. The transcript is spliced from 9 exons. Bases 183 to 1172 code for a protein of 329 amino acids. Gene Ontology annotation, molecular function: transmembrane transporter activity.
CAGUUGCUCUCAACAUCCUCCUCCUCCUCUAAAUCCUCGCUAUCAUCUAGUUGCCCAUCUUCUUUUGCUCAGGUUCAAGGUCCAAGUCCUCUUUGCUCCAGCCACCACCUGGAUUGCCUAUUGAAUAAUCGAUCCAGCAGCCCUUGUGGGGUGCAAGUUCUUAGGAGCAUGGGACACACUCUAUGAUCAUACUGACUUGGGAAUUGUUCUUUCUUCGCAGGACCAAGAGUACUUUAAGGAUUAAGACCAGCGACAGCAUGGCCGUAGUCUCCAAAGCUGCAUUCAAUGGAGGCAUGAACACAUUCGUCUUCACAUUCUAUAGACAAGCAAUCGCUACCCUUGUCUUAUUGCCUCUGGCUAUAAUAUUCGAAAGGAGAAGUUCCCCUCCGUUGCCGUUCAAAUUGAUGUUCAAGAUUUUCAUGGUUGCACUUUUCGGGUACACAAUCAAUUUAAACAUGCACAAUAUCGCCAUUAAACUCACUUCAGCAACAGUGACUUCAGCAACUUCAAAUCUCAUUCCUAUUUUCACUUUUGUUCUGGCACUUUUAUCUCGGGUGGAAAUUAUCACGAUCAAGACUUGCUCAGGAAUUGUAAAGGCAAUUGGAGUAGUAAUUUGUUUAACGGGAGCUAUGGUUAUUGCAUUUUACAAGGGCCCUCAUUUGAACUCAUUCAUCCAUCAUCAUCCAAUUCUCCAUGGAAGUAGUCAGAAUGAUUCUAAAAUUACUCACAAAAAAUGGAUAAUUGGUACUUUUCUCAUGGUGUUGGCUGCAUUUUGUUGGUCUUCAUGGCUAGUGUUAUUGGGAAUAAUAUUGAAGGAAUAUCCAUCAUGGAUUUGGUCCACUGUUCUUUUGAACCUCUUCAGUACAAUUCAAUGCUUUAUUGUUGCCAUUACAACCGAGAGGAAUUUGAACAAGUGGAAGCUACACUGGGAUGAAGAACUUCUUGGAGUAGUAUACAGUGGUGUGUUGGUGUCGGCACUUGUGUUAUACUUGCAAACUUGGUGCAUUCACAAAAGAGGCCCUGUUUUCGUGGCGAUGUUCUUCCCCUUGGCGCUUUUGAUCGCCGUUGCAGCCUCCUCCUUCCUCUUAGGAGAAGUCAUAAACCUUGGAAGUGUUUCUAGGUGGAGCUUUUAUGGUUGUAGGCCUUCACUGUGUUCUAUGGGGAAAAAGUAGAGAAAGAAAGAACAUGAAUUCAAGUGUUGAGGAUGCAAAGGAUAGCAUCUCGAAAGUAGAGAUUGCCUAGUGAAGUG